UUGUCUAUAAAAACACAACACACCCAAUCCAACAUACUCAACAACAUCUUACAAAAAAAACACAGAAAAAGAGCUUGUAAAAUGGCAAAGCCUCUUUCUAAAGAUUCUAGUGCAGUCACCAUCCUCUCAAAAUGCACUGUUUACCCAGACAAGAAAUCAACUCUUGGAGACUUGAAACUCUCUGUCUCAGACCUCACCAUGAUAUGUGCUCAAUACAUCCAAAAAGGCUGCCUCUUCACAACUCCAUCUCUUCCCUCUCAAACCCUCAUUCCUCACCUUAUAACUUCUCUCUCUAAAACCCUCUCUCUCUUCCCUCCACUCGCUGGCCGUUUCUUAACCGACCCCGAUGGUUACAUCUACAUCUCAUGCAACGACGCUGGCGUUGAUUUCAUCCAUGCAACCGCCACUCAUCUCACUAUCACCGACCUUUUGUCACCAUCCGAUGUCCAUGCUGCAUUCAAGCAAUUCAUCCCUUUUCACUGUAAAAUCAACUACUCCGCUCAUUUCUCACCAAUCUUGGCCAUUCAGGUCACCUACCUCGCAGACGGAAUCUUCAUCGGUUUCGCCGUAUCUCAUGCUGUCACAGACGGUACUACCAUCUGGAACUUCUUCAACACGUUCGCCGAGAUUUCCAGGGGAGUCACGCAACCUACCAGAAUCCCAGACUUCCGCCGGGAUUCCAUUCUGAAUUCAAAAGCCGUCCUCCGUUUGUCGGAGGACGAAAUCAACGUGACGUCCAAAUCUGACGAGCCUGUGCGUGAGAGAAUCUUCAGUUUCACUCGAGAAGCAAUUCAGAAGCUAAAAACAAGAGUGAAUCGCAACCGUACAUCCCCGGCGGAGAUUUCAUCGUUUCAGUCGCUCUCCGCUCUAAUGUGGCAAUGUGUUACACGCGCUAGGAAGCUUGAGGGAACUAAAACAACGACGGUUAGAAUGGCCGUUAAUAUUCGUAACCGUCUGGAGCCGAAGUUAUCGGAGUAUUAUUUCGGGAACGCGAUUCAGAGCAUUGCCACGUAUGCAUCCGCCGGUGACGUGGUUGAUAACGAUCUUACAUGGUGCGCGGAGCAGUUGAAUAAGAAUAUUAGGGAGUACAAUAGUGAUGUGGUGAGGCGCGUCGUAGAGGAUUGGGAGCGCGAGCCGAAAGCUGUUAAGUUGGGGAAUCACGAUGGUGGGAUAGUGCAGAUUGGUAGUUCGCCUAGGUUUCCUAUGUAUGAUAAUGAUUUUGGAUGGGGGAGGCCGGUGGCAGUGAGGAGCGGCGGAGGGAAUAAGUUUGAUGGCAAGAUGUCGGCGUUUCCGGGGAGGGAAGGCGGUAAUUCUGUCGACAUGGAGGUGGUUUUGGCGACGGAAACGAUGGGGAUUCUUGAGAAUGAUCCUGAGUUCUUGCUUUACGCUUCUUGAGCAAUGACACGUGUCAUAAUUUUAAAACGGGUAGUUGUUACUUGCUCUGUCAUUGGUCUGUUGCUGUUUUUUAAAUUUUAAAUAAGGUGUGUUUGCAGAAUAAGGAGUAAAACUGAAACACUGUAACGGCUCUUUGCGAACCAUUGUGACCUAUCACGUAGUAUUUAGGUUUGUAGCAUAUUUUUCACGGGUUCCUUGAAAAUGGAGACCGAUAUUCAAUGCGUGAUAAGUGUUUUUCCGAUAAGUUUUUAAUUGUAAAUUUAUUGUUCAAGCCAUUGCAAUUGAUUACUCAU
Molecule: messenger RNA, 1688 nt
Organism: Vicia villosa (hairy vetch)
Lineage: Eukaryota; Viridiplantae; Streptophyta; Magnoliopsida; Fabales; Fabaceae
Exons: 1
Coding region: 82-1395 (437 amino acids)
Source: RefSeq, a predicted model, not a curated record